AUGAACGAUCCAUCACAUAAACCUGCUUCAGCAUUAACACUAUGGUUAAACUCAUUACGAUUAUCAAAAUCAGAUUUAAGUAACCUUUCAGAAAUUCAAGAUGGUGAAAUCCUUUGGCAAGUCUUGGCAACAUUGGAUUCGAAUUUCUUUAGGGCUCCUAGACCUUCUUCUAUGAGUGGAACGAUGUCAGAACCAUGGGUUUUAAGGUUCACUUCAUUUAAAAAAAUGUAUAAAUUGAUUCUAAGAUAUUUUGAGGAAGAAUUGAGAAAAAGACCAAAGGAAGAAGGAUUGAAUGCUCCGGAUUUACAGAAGAUUGCAAAACAUGGUGAUUUGGAUGAAAGCGUUUCACUUUCAAUGCUAAUUCUAACUCUUUCAACACUUGUUCAACCUGAUUUGCAUGUACCUAAAAUUCAAUCUUUACCAACUUGGGCACAAACAGCUUUGAUGUUGGGAAUUCAAUCAACAACUGAAUCACUACAAUCACUAGACAAACCAUCUCAUUCAACAGUAGAACAAGAAUUACAAAAUGAUGAAAGGAAUGAAAAAGAUGGAUUACAACUUGCUCAUACACAAUUAAUUAAAGAGUAUCAAUUACUUAGGAAAUCGAAAGAUGAAACUGAUCGUCGAUUGAUUUUAGCAGAAGAAGAAUUAAAGGUGGUUAGAGUCGAAUUAAAUUCAUUACGAGAAAAAGUAGAAGAAGAUGAGAAUAAAAAACGAAGGAAUCGAGCUAAAAGUCAUGAUGAUCAUGAUGAUGAUGAUGAUGAUGAUCAUAUUGAGGAAGAAGAAGAAGAGGAUAAGGAUACAAGAGAUGUGGCAUCUGAUUCCAGAAGACCUGAUUAUUAUCUGUUACGUAAUGAGUUAGAACAUUUGAAAGAUGAAGUAGUCAGCUUAGGAACCAAGUUGGAUUUAUCUGAAAAUGAGAAUGAAAAUUUGAAUAAGAAGAUUGAUGAGCAAAGGAAAAGGAUUGAUGAGUUGAAUGAUGUGGAUGAACAGAAUAGGGGUUUAAGGGAUCAAUUGGAUGAAGUUAAACACGAGAUUGAACGAGCUAGGAAAUUAGAACAUGUGAUUGAAAAGUAUAAGAAGAAGUUGGAUGAAUCAGCUGAUACUAGAAGACAGUUGAAGACCUUAGAAGAACAGAAUACAGAAAUCUUGGAUCGCAAUGCCAAACUAGAAGACGAAUAUCGAAAAGUAUCAGCUUUCAAACCAUUGAUGGAACAAUACAAAACCCAAAUAGCCACUCUAGAAUCAUCAUUAGGAAACCAAAGGCGAGAAAAAGAUCGAUUGAGUUAUGAAUUAGAAACAGUGACGAGUCGAUUACAACAAGUCGAAGAAGAAAGAGAAAGAGAAGGAGAAGAGUUAGCAUUAUUUGAAUCAAGAGUGAAAGAAUUAGAAGAAGAGAUUCCAUUAAGAAGAUCAAGUAAAGCAGAUACAUCUGAAUUGAUAGAUGAUAGUUUUGAUGUAAGAGCAGCAGAAGAAGAAACAGGCAUAAUCGCAGGUAUAGGUGGAGAAUUGAAUGAUGCGAUUGAAGGAAGAACGAUGACUUCAUUAAAAUUAGAAUUGAGAAAACUUAAAAGACAAUUAAGAUUAUUGAAGAAGACUAAUGACGGAUUACAAGAUGAAGAAGAAGUGAAAUCUAGAGUGGUGGUCUUGGAAAACUUACUAGAAGAUUCUAAUCGAAUGAAAAGGAAAUAUGAAGAUGAUUAUUUGAAUGUGUAUAGAGAGAAAUUGGUGAUCUCUAAUCAAUUGGAAGAAAUUCGUAGUGGGAAAUCUAUUAGUGGUGAUGGACCAGAAGCUAGUAUCGCACUGCGGUUUAGACUCAAUGAAACUGUUGAUGAACUUGAACGAUUGAAGGUGGAGCAUACUGAACUAACGGUGGCACAUGAACAAGUCUCCAAUGAGCUCACAACGGCUAAAUCAGAUCUAUUGAAACUGAUGCAAAUGAUUUUGAAAUACACGUCGAGGAAAUCAAUAGUUCACUUGGUUGGAAAGGAUCAAAUUGAAAUUCUAAGUUCUUUAAGAGAAUCAAUCUCAACAGAAAAGAUUGGAUUGAUGAAUGAAGUCGAAAGAUUAAAGAAUGAAAUCAAUUUAUUAAGAGAUUCGUUAAAGAUGAAAACUGAUCAAAUCCAAAGUUUAUUAUUAGAAAAGAUUCAUUUACAAUCUGAUACGAUUGAUCAAAGAGAAAUGAUGUUAAGAAGAGAAAGAGAACUUUCUAAUCAAACUACUGGUGGUGGUGGUGGUGAUUCGAACGAUGAUCAGAUUAGGUUGGGCGUUUUGGAAAGGAUAUGUAGAGAGAAGGAAGAAGAGAUGAAGAUUGUGAAGAGUAAGUUGGAGAAGGCUAGGAUGUUUAUUGUGGAACAACAUCAAAUGAUUCAAUCUCAAGCUGGUGGGAAUGGAAAUGGAGUCAAACCGAUUGAUAUCUCUUCACUGACUAAUUCUUAUGAAGAAAUGGACCAAACUUCAAAAGCUGAAAUCCGAUCACUAAAAGAACAAAUCGAAAGAUUGAAAACUGAAUUAAUGGAAAUCAAUGGUAGAUAUGAAAAAGAAUUAAGAUUGAUGGGAUCUGCUUGGUAUAAUUUAAGUCAACAAACUUUAAGAGAAACGAUUGCAUUAAAUCGAAAAGAAUCUUCUAAUCAAAGGAAUUCAAAUCUUGGAAUCAUGAGUCAAGGGGGUGGAGGGAAUGUGAAUGGGUUUGGAGGGGUUUUGAGACCUCAGAGUUGGGUUAGACAACAGAGAGAUAGGUUAAUGAGUCGAGAUGGACUGUAG
Messenger RNA from Melampsora larici-populina 98AG31, 2763 nucleotides. RefSeq lists its product as uncharacterized. Gene Ontology annotation, molecular function: dynein light intermediate chain binding; microtubule binding. Gene Ontology annotation, biological process: cytoplasmic microtubule organization; cytoskeleton-dependent intracellular transport. Gene Ontology annotation, cellular component: centrosome; cytoplasm. Bases 1 to 2763 code for a protein of 920 amino acids. The record is from RefSeq and is a predicted model, not a curated record. NCBI's taxonomy places the organism in Eukaryota, Fungi, Basidiomycota, Pucciniomycetes, Pucciniales, Melampsoraceae. The transcript has 11 exons.